AAAGUCCCCAUGGGAAGAAAGUGCAGAGAAAAGCAAUGAAUUUUAUCCAAUAUUUCACCCCAAUUUUGGCACUGACCCUCCUAAUUGAUGAUGCCCUUGCUGGGGAAUACCGCCAAUUCAAUUUCACGUCAAAUUGUCGCGGAGGCGGAAGCGAUACGAAUCACCAGAAAAUUGUCUUCCUGGAGCAGGGAAAGGCUGCUCUGUUGAAUGAAUCGUGGAAUACAAAAUUUCUCCCAUUGGAGGACAUACAGUGUAUGGUGAUGAUAAAUACAACAACGAGAUAUUCGGGAUUGUUUGCCGUUAUCCAGAAGCUCAAUUUUCGCACAAAGUCAAAUGGGAAGAAUGAGUGUAGGGAUUAUAUUCAGGUGAAGUACGGCGGGAGUGAUAAGACGCCGAAUGUCUGUGAAGAGAUUGGCACAGAGGAGACACCAGCCAUAUCCUUCAACAGCCCCACGGGAGAGAUGAGCAUUCAGCUGCAUAUUGGUGGGAAGAAUCCGGAAGAUGUGGAAGAAUUCAUUGAAAUCUCAAUGGUUCUCACCAAUUAUCGAGAUUGCGAUGAUACCUUCGCCUAUUCGUGUUUUCGCAACAACAAGGGAUGCAUCCCCAAUGAGUAUUACAGAGACUCCGUGGUGAAUUGCAAUGCUCCCCUUUGUGCCGACGAAGUGUCCUGCCUCGUGGGUCAGCAGAGUGUGAUGCGAAAGACGCUAAAUUCAUCCAAUAUUGCCUUAAGUGCCAUCACCAGCUUCAUUUUCACGGCUGUGGCAGUUGGUGGUUGCCUGUGGUGCUGCUGGAAAUACAGAUUUUGCCUUGAAGAGUGCUUUGCGGGUCCACCGUCAACAACGGCAGAUCAGCAGACAAAUACUGUAGCUACGCAGGGGGCACCAAUUGAGCUCCAAUUGCCUCCGACGGCAGGAUCAACACAGGGGCAACAGUCAAGUAGACAGGAAGAUAAAGAUCUCCCGCCCAGCUAUGAUACCCUGUUCCCUGAUAAAUAGUGCCAAUUUCUUGUACGUACAAAGGGGAGGGGGCCCUGGGCAAUUGUUUAUGUUCAUAGGAAUCUCACAUUAUAUGGGACGAAUCCAUCCAUUUUUUUUAAUGCAUCUCGCCAGGAUUAUUUGGCUAUCACAGUCUGAAGGAAAGACAUGCGGUGUAUACUUAUAAAUAUUUCUGUAUAUUUUUAACGACUUUUUCUCGUAAGAUAAGAACUAUUUUUUCUAUGUGUAUUAAUAAAUUGUGACAAGAUAAUGUGGACCAAA
Messenger RNA from Phlebotomus papatasi, 1256 nucleotides. RefSeq lists its product as uncharacterized. The record is from RefSeq and is a predicted model, not a curated record. The transcript has 3 exons. NCBI's taxonomy places the organism in Eukaryota, Metazoa, Arthropoda, Insecta, Diptera, Psychodidae. The coding region runs from base 36 to 995 and encodes 319 amino acids.